UGCAGCUGAAUCACAGAGAAAGCUGAAAAAAGACAGCAGAGAGAGGGAGAGAUGAUGAGAGGAGAGGCAUUAAUCGCAUACAGAUCGUUGCUGCGAGCAACUCGUAAAUCCUUCGCCGGAGAUACAUUGAUGCUUAACGGAUCGGCAUCUGAGGUCAGGAAGAAGUUCGAGGAGAAUCGUCACGUGACCUCCGACACCGAGAUCCAAAAACUCCUCGACGAAGCACGUGAAGCCUCUCAGUUCAUCUCUACCAUGAUCGUCCAAGCCAAGCUCAACGAUCGAGGCGGUUAUGAGGUGAAGCUUGAUAAAGAACAUGCUGGCGAAACACUCGAACUUCCCUCCGAAGCGAGUCUUAAAAAGUCUGCGUAAGGUAAAGGAAUUAUAGGCUUUAGACAUGAGAUUUUGAUGAAACCUUAACAUUAUGUUAAAUUAAGAGCUCCUUGAGAAAGAUUUCAUAGUAUUUGAGUUGUUGAGUUCAAAUUUGUAUGACAUUGCCAAAUCUGCUGUAGAAGAAAAUGAUACUCUUGUUUGAACAAUUUUCUGGGAUAUUCUUACAGUAUUAUUGAGGAAAA
Messenger RNA from Mercurialis annua (annual mercury), 572 nucleotides. Its product is annotated as mitochondrial zinc maintenance protein 1, mitochondrial. The record is from RefSeq and is a predicted model, not a curated record. Lineage: Eukaryota; Viridiplantae; Streptophyta; Magnoliopsida; Malpighiales; Euphorbiaceae. Gene Ontology annotation, biological process: mitochondrial respiratory chain complex III assembly. The transcript is spliced from 2 exons. Bases 52 to 369 code for a protein of 105 amino acids.